UUUGUUUCUUCAGUUUUCGUAGACUUGUGUUGGUUGUUGUCUUGUGAGGCUUCGUUCGUCCGAAUUGAGUAAUUUUUCGGCGGUUAGUGAAUUAGUAUAAUAAAACCACACAAUGGCUUUAUAUCGUGCAACUGCUUCCAAACUUUGUGAAUUGAAUCAGGUUUUACCUGCCUUUUCAUCAAUGAUUCGUAAUCUAAGCGAUUCGACCGACUUGAAAGCCAUAUUAGUGGAGAAAAUUCCAAAAGAACAAGAACGCGUCAAAAGUUUCCGUAAAGAAUUCGGAAACAAAGUCGUAGGCGAAGUUACCGUUGAUAUGAUGUACGGUGGUAUGCGCGGUAUCAAAGGUUUGGUGUGCGAAACUUCAGUAUUAGAUCCGGAAGAAGGUAUCCGUUUCCGUGGAUAUUCUAUUCCAGAAUGCCAAAAAUUAUUGCCUAAGGCCAAAGGUGGCGAAGAACCUUUACCAGAAGGUCUUUUCUGGUUAUUGGUAACUGGCGACAUUCCGAACGAAGCCCAAGUCAAAGCUCUAUCUCAAGAAUUCGCCAACAGAGCAUCUCUGCCAUCUCACGUUGUCACAAUGUUGAACAACUUCCCGACGAAUUUACAUCCAAUGUCGCAGCUCAGCAGUGCCAUCACUGCUCUGAAUUCAGAGAGCAAAUUCGCUAAAGCGUACUCCGAAGGUGUACACAAGUCGAAGUAUUGGGAAUACAUAUACGAAGACAGUAUAGAUCUGAUAGCCAAGUUACCGGUGGUAGCUGCCACCAUAUACCGUAAUACCUAUCACGACGGUAAAGGUAUCGGUGCCAUUGAUACCGAUAAGGACUGGAGCGCUAACUUCUCCCAAAUGUUGGGUUUCGAAAGCCACGAAUUUACCGAACUGAUGAGAUUAUAUUUGACCAUUCACAGUGAUCACGAAGGUGGUAAUGUAUCAGCCCACACUGUACAUUUGGUCGGUUCGGCUCUGUCCGACCCAUACCUGUCGUUUGCCGCCGGUAUGAAUGGUUUGGCUGGACCUUUACACGGAUUGGCUAAUCAAGAAGUAUUAGUAUGGUUGAAAAAAUUACAACAAGAAAUCGGAGCCGAUCCUAGUGACGAUAAAUUGAAAGAAUUCAUCUGGAAGACGUUGAAGAGCGGUCAAGUUGUGCCCGGAUACGGACACGCCGUAUUGAGAAAAACCGAUCCACGAUACACUUGCCAAAGAGAAUUCGCCCAAAAACAUCUGCCCAACGAUCCGUUAUUCAAGCUCGUGUCUCAAGUAUACAAAGUUGUUCCUCCCAUCUUGAUUGAAACUGGCAAAGUCAAGAACCCGUGGCCCAACGUAGAUGCCCACUCUGGUGUUUUAUUACAGUAUUAUGGAUUGAAAGAAAUGAACUACUACACCGUAUUAUUCGGCGUAUCUCGUGCCUUGGGUGUAUUAGCAUCUUUGAUCUGGGACCGAGCUCUCGGCUUACCCAUCGAACGCCCCAAAUCCAUGUCGACCGAUGGAUUAAUCAAGUCCGUCAAAGGACCUGCCAAAGCGGCCUAAUUAUUUCUCCAGUCCUUCCAAAUGUCAUGUCCUGUCCCCAAACUCCCCUCCCCCUCCCCCCAGUCCUUAUUCCUCCUUUAUAUUUUAAUUGUCAUAGAUGAAGUAAACUAUUAUCGCUUUUGACAGAUGUCGAUGUCGAGUACCUCUGUGGUAGAAUGGUCGUAUCUUAUAUGCAUCUCAUAGAAUGAUAGAUAGCGAUGUAACAUGUGUAUUCGCCCUUUGCCCAUUUACCCCUUCCAGUGUCGAUUUCCUUUAAUUUAUUUAUACUAUACGUACGUUUUAUUACGUUAUCUUCAUAUUUACCUCAUUGUUUUCGUGUUUUCUUAGUUACCCUCUGUCCCCCUCUAACCCUCGCCCUGCUAUGUAAAGUAUGUACGAUAGAAACAAUUUGAAAAUUUCUACUUUGAAUAUUAUUUGUUCCCCUCGAAUUCUUUUCUUUUCUUUUUUUUUUUAAACGAAAUUUAUGUUACGUAGACUAAUUACAAAAUGAAAAUUUUUUUUGUACAUAUCCCCGAGAAUUUUAUUCUAAGUUGAUUAACGAUUUGUGUGUAUUGUACAUACGAUAGUUUAAUUUUAUGUACUUAUUUAUCGUCUGUGUAUCGUGCUGCCCACCUCAUGUCAUAAUAAGCCUACUGAUUGUCGAAAGAUAUUUAUUUAAAUGUGGUAAAUAUGAAUUAGUUCCGUUGCUUUCAUUGUUGUGAUAGUAUUAAGUCACAUUGAGCGGUAAACUUCUUCAAAUAAAUUAUUUUCGAGGAAA
Molecule: messenger RNA, 2279 nt
Organism: Planococcus citri (citrus mealybug)
Lineage: Eukaryota; Metazoa; Arthropoda; Insecta; Hemiptera; Pseudococcidae
Gene: kdn
Product: knockdown
Exons: 9
Coding region: 113-1522 (469 amino acids)
Biological process (GO): carbohydrate metabolic process; citrate metabolic process; tricarboxylic acid cycle
Cellular component (GO): mitochondrial matrix
Source: RefSeq, a predicted model, not a curated record